Molecule: messenger RNA, 1973 nt
Organism: Balaenoptera musculus (blue whale)
Lineage: Eukaryota; Metazoa; Chordata; Mammalia; Artiodactyla; Balaenopteridae
Gene: IDO1
Product: indoleamine 2,3-dioxygenase 1
Exons: 10
Coding region: 45-1277 (410 amino acids)
Biological process (GO): 'de novo' NAD+ biosynthetic process from L-tryptophan
Cellular component (GO): cytoplasm
Molecular function (GO): L-tryptophan 2,3-dioxygenase activity; heme binding; indoleamine 2,3-dioxygenase activity
Source: RefSeq, a predicted model, not a curated record
ACUACUCAAGAGACUGAGAAGUACCAGAGGAGCAGGCUAUAAGAAUGGCACCUGACAAAUCAUCUCCUGUGGAAAAUUCUUGGAAGAUCUUUGAAGAAUACCACAUAGAUGAAGAUGUGGGCUUUGCUCUGCCCAAUCCACUGGAGGAGCUACCUCACCCUUAUGAUGCCUGGAUUUCCAUUGCUAAAAAUCUGCCUGAACUGAUUAAGAAUGGCCAACUACGUGCAGAAGUUGAGAAGUUAACAACCUUCAGCAUUGACGGCCUCCAAGGACACAAGUCACAGCGCCUUGCACAUCUGGUUCUGGGAUAUAUCACCAUGGCGUACGUGUGGGGUGAAGGUGAUGGAGAUGUCCGGAAGGUCUUGCCAAGCAAUAUUGCUGUUCCUUACUGCAAGGUAUCUGAGAAGCUAGGACUGCCCCCUAUCCUGGUUUAUGCAGAUUGUGUCUUGGCAAACUGGAAGAAAAAGGAUCCCAGUGGGCCCAUGACUUAUGAGAACAUGGACAUCCUAUUCUCGUUCCCUGGCGGGGACUGUGGUAAAGGGUUCUUCCUGGUCUCUCUGGUGGUGGAAACAGCAGCUGCUUCUGCAAUCAAAGUGAUCCCCAUUAUAUUUAAUGCAAUACAACGUGAAGACCCAGAUACUUUGCAAAAGGCAUUGCUUGAUAUAACUUCUUGUCUGCACAAAGCCCUUGAAAUAUUUCACCAAAUUCAUGAAUAUGUGGACCCAGACCUAUUUUUCAAUGUUCUUCGCAUAUACUUAUCUGGCUGGAAAGGCAACCCUUUACUGUCAGAGGGUCUGCUGUAUGAAGGUGUCUGGGACACCCCAAAGAAGUUUGCCGGGGGCAGUGCAGCCCAAAGCAGCAUCUUUCAGUGCUUUGAUAUUCUGCUGGGCAUUCAGCAUACUGUUGGUGGAGUUCCUUCAGACUCUGCUGCUAAAUUCCUCCAGGAAAUGAGAACAUAUAUGCCAUCAGCUCACCAGAACUUUCUUCGCUCGUUAGAGUCAGGCCCCUCGGUCCGUAAGUUUGUCCUUUCAAAAGGUGAUGCCACCCUGCAGGAAAUUUAUAAUGAAUGUGUGCAAGCCAUGGUCUCUCUGAGAGACUACCAUUUGCAAAUAGUAGUUAAGUACAUUGUGAUUCCUGCAAGCCGGCCAUCCAAGAAAAAACAAACCUCGAAAGAGCCUUCAGAACCAAAAAGUAAAGGAACUGGAGGCACCGAUAUCAUGGGUUUUCUAAAGACUGUAAGAAGUACAACUGUGAAUUCCCUGUUGAAGGAAGAUUAAGGUCAUCCAAGAAAGUGCUUGUAUUGCUACCACAUGUGGUAAUGUCACUGCCCAUUAUAUCAGAAAUAACAUUAACAUUCAUAACUUGAGGAGAGGAAAAUAAAACUAAUGUCCAUAAAAAAAAACCUGCACAUGGAUGUUUAUAGCAGCUUGAUUCAUAAUUGCCAAAACUUGGAAGCAUGAAAUAAACCGAGGUACACAUCCUUACAGUAGAAUAUUAUUCAGGGCUAAAAAGAAAUGAGUGAUCAAGCCAUGAAAAGACCUGCAGAAACAUGACAUGCAUGUUAUUAAGUGAAAGAUGUCACUCUGAAAAGGCUACAGACUGCGUGAUUCCAACUAUGUGACAUUCUGGAAAAAGGUAAAACCAUGGAGGCAGGAAAAAGAUCAGUGAUUGCCAGGGGUUAGGGCAGAGGGUGCGAUGAACAGGAGAAGCACAGAGGAUGUUUAGGGCAGUGAAACUAUUCUGUAUGAGAGUAUAAUGGUGGAUACAUGCCAUUCAUUUCCCAAAACCCAUAGAAUGUACACCACCAGAAGUGGACCUUAAUGUAAAUUGUGAACUUUGGAUGCUCAUAAUGUGUCAAUGUAGGUUUAUCAAUUGUAACAAGGGUACCAUUCUGGUGUGCAGAGAUGUGUGUGUGUUGGGUAGAAGAUACAUGGGGACUCUGUACUUUCUGUUCAAUUUUGCUAUGGACCUAA